GCAUUAUGAACCUCAUUCUUGAUGUAUUUAUUCUUGUUAUUUCCCGAUGUAAAUAUUGAAUUUUUUGUUCAUCUCCAACAAAUAAUUUUUCGAAAAUUUCGAAGGAAAUCGAAAAAAUUGUGAACUCUAGUUUUGGAAUAAUAAAAAUCGUUUUCAUGAGUUCCUUAAAGAAAGGAAGUGAUGAUGAGGUGUCGGUUUUGGAUAUCAGUCAAGAAUCUACAAAUUGUAACGACAGUUUUAAUUCUUCUUGCAGAACAGGUUCUAGCAUUUUAGAGGCAACUUUACCUCCAGGUGUUGCACCUAAGGGCUUUGUACUCAUUGAUGAGGAUGUUGCGAUUGUCGAGCCACAUGACAUACUUGAUUCGUCAGUCGAGCCGAAACCCACUUUUAAGGUUAUGUUCAGAGAUGAGACCGUUGCGAGAAAAUAUACAAAACGUGUAAGAAACUUUCUGAGAAGUAUAAUAUCCUCAAGUAGCCCAGAGGAUAGUGAUGAAUCCAAUUUGGUCCUCGAGGUUUGGGACGUAGAAGCAACUGGAAAAAAUGGUUCCUCAGUAGAUGAAUCAGAUGGAGAAAUUGACGAAGGUUCUCUCUUCACAAUUGAUACGGCACCAAAGUUAAGAGACGAUUUCGAUAUUCCAACAUACGGCAAGAAAUUCACAAAACCUUUGGAGAAAUCUAAAGUAGAAGACUGUACAGAAGUAAAAGAUGAUUGCGGCCCAAAAUUCACUUGUUUCAAUUGUUUGGGAAACCACAAUUUGCGCGAUUGCAAAGAAGCACGAAACUACAAUAAUAUUCAAAAGAAUAGAAAGGAAUUUGUUAGCAAACAAGGUAACAAGAAUAUGAGGUAUCAUCAUGAUGACGACCAGAAGUUUGGACAUAUAAUUCCUGGCCAAAUCAGCCAGAGUUUGAGAAAGGCAUUGGGUUUGAAAGACAAUGAAUUGCCGAGGCAUAUUUACGGAAUGAGGAGACUUGGCUAUCCUCCAGGGUGGUUAGAAGAAACACGACAGCAGCAUUCAGGGUUGACAUUAUUUAAUUCUGAUGGUGUUGCGGAACUCGAUCCGGAUGCAAAAGUAGGCGAGAUUGUCCUUGAAGGAGACCGUGAUAAAUAUGACGUUAAACAGAUUAUUGACUUUCCGGGUUUCAACAUCCCUACGCCGAAAGGAUUUCGAGACGAAGAGAAACAUUAUUGGGGUUCAGAAACACAAGUGGCCUAUAGUAAAACGACCAUGCUGAUGAGUCUGAGUGGCAAGAAAGUAGACGAUGGCUAUAAAAGAAAGAAAAUGAAAAAGAAUUUCAACCUGUCAUCGAGUUCCGACGUAAAUACGAGUGAAAUGGAAAUUGAUGAAAUGGAAGAAGAAACUCUGGUGGAAAGUGUGCCAGUGAAUGGCUUAUUUGUUCCUCCACUUCCAAAAGACAAACCUGUUAAUCCCCCCGAACCUCCUCCUCCAGAUGCGGAGGAUUUUGAUUCGCAAGGCGAUUUGACCCCUGAACCGAAGAACGAUAGCAUCGCAUCAUCUUCUCCCACGAAUUCACCGGCUGCGUCAGAUUCAGAAUCGACGUCGACCACGACGUCUCAGCUUCCACAAAUCAGUACACCUAUUUCCAAAACAACUAUAAAGUCAAUCGAACUUGGCACACCCAUUUUGAAAAGUACGUCUCCUUAUAGCAGACUUCCGUCAUCGGAAAAAUUCUCGAAAAACAUCUGCGAUGUUAUAAAUUUCGAAAACUUGCCAGAUGCAACUGGAAAAUAUGAACAAAUGUCAGGAAUUAUUCAAAAAGUAAGAUGCACGUUGGCGGAAAUGCAUAAAGAUUGAAGGUUGUAAUUGUUAUCGAGCGCUUUUCAAGGUAAAUUUGGAAAUGUAAGGGGAUGAUUUUAUGGGCAGUAUUCGACUACUUAAAAAACUCAAAGUAUUCGAUCGAUUUCAGGUUGUUCUUCUAAACUGUUCCCAAUUCGGGAACUUGGAAUUAAUAAAUUAGUUUUUCAAAUAACAUAACUUAAAAAAUUCUAAGUUUGUUGCAAUCAUCCCAUUAUACUUCAGUCAAAUUUCAGUGUUGAAAAAAUAUUCCACCAAGAACAAUCAUGAUGUGAAAACUAAAUCUUUUUACAACAAAGCAUGUAAAAGAAAUCUCUGACAAUAGUUUCACAUUCUGCGUUAGAGCGCAUUUCAAGUGUACAUAAUCGAUGGGCGAGAUAUUGCCGUAGGGCUGAAUCUAAAAAUGGUAGAUUCAUUAUAGAUUUUUUUAUAAAAACAAAAAAGAGCGCAUUACGAUGGAAUGAAUGGCAGACGUUACAAUAACAAUUCUGUAGAAUGACGCCGCAAAAAAGUGAAAGUUGAAUGAAUAACUUUUUUUUAAAGGGAACUUGUAAACAUAGUAUAAUAAUUAUAUAAGUUUAAAUCAAUACACAAGAAUGUUGAAGCAUUAGGGAAAUUGAUCUCCAAUUACUUGUGAGCCGAUGUGGCUAUUAUUAUUAUUAUUAUUAUUAUUAUUAUAUCAUCUUAAUUUAACGCAGAGUGUAAUUUUUCUUAAAUUCGAAUAAUGAUUUUGAUGUUGAAGUUUGAUAUAUGCGACAUAUUUAUAUAAAAAUGAAUUUUUUUCUUGAAUAAGAGAAAUAUUUUAAUUUUCCUAUCCAAGAUUUCAGAGAAGACUAUCUGCUUAGAAAAUGUUUAGAUUUUGUAUAAGAGAGGAAGAUUCAGAUGGGCGUAUUUUUUUAUGGAGUAAAAUGAUUUACAAGUUUUUUGUUAUUUAAAGAGUGAUAAAUAAAUCCUUAUUUUUCUCAAA
This is a messenger RNA of Belonocnema kinseyi, 2781 nucleotides long. Its product is annotated as zinc finger CCHC domain-containing protein 8 homolog. Gene Ontology annotation, molecular function: RNA binding. The transcript has 7 exons. The record is from RefSeq and is a predicted model, not a curated record. Bases 156 to 1814 code for a protein of 552 amino acids. Gene Ontology annotation, cellular component: catalytic step 2 spliceosome. Lineage: Eukaryota; Metazoa; Arthropoda; Insecta; Hymenoptera; Cynipidae.